Molecule: messenger RNA, 1245 nt
Organism: Mesorhabditis belari
Lineage: Eukaryota; Metazoa; Nematoda; Chromadorea; Rhabditida; Rhabditidae
Source: the annotation of a GenBank genome assembly
AUGCCUAAUCAGUUGGCGCUCUUUUGUUUCCUCUUCGCGGCGGUGUGCUUAUUGGUGGUGUUUCUCGAUUGUCGCCUGAAUGCUGUCUUCACGCAUUUGUCAAUUCAGAAAACGAGAAUACAAAUUGAUGGAUCGGAAAGACGAGAAAAUGAAGCAAAACCGACUGAAUGUUUUUCCACUUUACAAACUUUGAACAUCAGUGUGCGCUCCAUAUUGAUCGAUCCCGACGCUUUGCUUGAACUCUCGAAAAAUUGUCACCAAGAAUUGAGUGGAAAGCUGAAAUUAGCGAUUGAUGAGCGAGAUUUCGAGAAAUUCGGUGUUUCAUGGAAAAUCGAAGAAAAUAUUGAAAUUUGGCUUUACCGUGAUAAUCCAAAAAAAGACUACUGGCAAUUCUUCGAUCCCGCAAAGGAAAAUCGAUCUCACAUUUUACCCAGAUUUCUCCUCUAUUCUUUCGGCAACGUUUUUCUACCGGCCGAUAUUCCGCGCUUUUUGCAUUUAUGGGAACGAAGUCGAAAAGUCGAGUGCAAAAAUUACAGCUUCAGUCGAGAAGCGCGCGAUCAACGCCGCUACAUUCCACUUGGCAGCAUCGUAGACAUCGCAAGAUUUCGCGAUUCUUUAUAUCAAUUCGGGAUUUGGGGUUUUUUGAAUGGUGGAACGUUGUUGGGUUGGUAUCGCGAGUGCUCGAUCAUUUCCCAUACUUUGGAUAUCGAUUUUGCUGUCAAAGUUGACGAGUUUAAAGACGAUUUUCUACAAUUUCUCAAGACAAAUCCGCCUUAUUUAAGGCUCAAAAAGAAGAUUGGAUUGAAAAACGACUCAAUGGAGUUGAAUGUGAAAACGAAAGAAUAUGGGACGUCGAUUGAUCUCUUUUUGAUGUACGAUGAUGGAGAGAGCUCGUGGGUGGCUGGCACUGAUCGCAUGACGCUUAACAAGUUCAAAUAUACUUAUCCAAGAAUCACCGAUUUCUGUUCAGCCGAUCUGCUCGAUCACGCUUUUUUAAUCCCUUGUGAGGUGGAGAAGUUGCUUGAGGCUGAAUACGGCACAAAUUGGAGAAUGGACCAUCCAACACGACUUUUCUCGUGGCAUUCCUCGCAUAAAAAUGUGAAACGAGUCGGUCGAUGGCCUUCAAAAAUUCGAGCACAAGUCUAUCAAGUUUUCACUGACGCGCCAAUCACAAGAAAAUCUAAAUACCCGAAAGAUCUCAAGGAACAAAAGAACAGAACAGAUUGGCUAAGUCUUAACGCAAUU